This is a messenger RNA of Arabidopsis lyrata subsp. lyrata, 1546 nucleotides long. RefSeq lists its product as uncharacterized. NCBI's taxonomy places the organism in Eukaryota, Viridiplantae, Streptophyta, Magnoliopsida, Brassicales, Brassicaceae. The record is from RefSeq and is a predicted model, not a curated record.
UCGUUAAAAAAUCUCUAAAUUUAAAUUGUAAAGACAAGUCAGGAGGUUUAGAAGCGUCCAAAAUUUGUUGGGCCCUUUUUAUUAGACUUGGGCCGUCACACCAUGUCCACCUUUACGAGCAGGCUUUGGGGACACGGACGAGGUAAAGCGGGCACAUGCAUUGAGACAAUAUUACUCUUUUGAACAAGAAAAUAUUUGAGCUUUAAAGUUGGAAGUUAUUUAGUGGAGAAACGAUCCCACAAAGACUUGGUGGGCAAGGUCAGGAGGGUUUUUAGAUGGAGGAGAUAAACAAACUCUUCUAUUAGGAAUUUCUUGCUUUCCCAUUACGAACAUAAUCGCUAUUCAUGUUGUCUGUGCUUCUCAGCCGGAGCCUCCGCCUUGUGAAACCUGCGACCGUGAGAUCACUUCUUCUGAGCCUCACUAAUGGCUUCUCAACUUCCUCGCUGCAAACUCCUCCUUGUUCCAUCCUCCGCGCUGAACCUUGUGGAGAGGAUCUCGGCAAACUCAUCAUUUUGACUGCUACUGGGGAGCUCAACACUUUGGAUAAGAAAGUGCCAUUGGAGUUGAUGAAGGAAAUGGUAACGAUCUGGGUAGCUACUUUAAAGAACGAUGGAAUAGUGCGUCUCCAAGACGAUUUAAACCCGUCUGCAUCUGAUUUAGAUCCGAAACGCAUUCCCCUGCCUCCUCUUGUGACUCUGCCUCAUUGCCAAACCCAAGUUGUCACCAACGUGGCCAUGUCCUCAUCUUCUCCUGAGGAUAAAGAAUGUGUUGUGGCUGUCAAGUUCUUAGGACCUCAGAUCAGCUUAUGUAGACCAGCUCAAAGAAACUCCCAGUGGAUCAACAUCAGAAUCGAAAACCCAUGUUUCCACUCCUCCCCUGUUAUGUUUUCCAAGAAAGAUGGCAUGUUUCACAUUCCCGGAUCUGGAGGUCACCUCAUUGGAUCAUGGGAUCUCCACAAACACAAGAACAAACCCAAUAUUCAGAGGCUGCGAUUCAAGAACCUUCCCGAGCUCACCAAGACCAAAAGGGAGCUUUUGCAUUCGUGUUGCACAAGCCAACACUUGGUGGAGUCAAGAACUACGGAUGAGACUUUCUUUGUCAAGUGUUACAGGAAGGCCACAUCCAGGGGCGUGGUGAAAAUGAAAACAAAAGCUGUAAUGGUCUUCAAGCUAGACGAAGAAGGAAACGCUGUUUACACUCAAGACAUCGGACAUCUCUGCAUUUUCCUCUCAAAGUCUGAACCGUUUUGUGUCCCUGCUAACUCCAUUUCUGGCAUGUGCCCUAACAUCGUCGAAAUUUUGGAUGUUGAUGAAUCCGCCAUUGUCGGGUUGGAUGAGUCCUCCCUCUUUAGUUAUAGUUAUACAUUCCGGGCCCCUUAUCAUAUUCCACCACAAAAUAUAUUAGACUAGUUUAGUUUGGAUUAUGAGUCUGUCUUUCCACCUAAACCAUCUUUAUGUAUAAUCUCUGUAAGAUUGAUAAGCAUAUGCUAAGAUGCUCUUGGAGUUAAUUUGCUAUCAUCUCUCAUAAGUCUCCCAACUAAUUAUGU